UGUUGCCGAACUGGUCGGUGCCCACCAGCUCCUUGGCGGGGCCCAAGAGCCGGAGCCGCAAGGCGCGGAGCGCCCGCCAGGCGAGGCUCAUCUCAGGAUACCUCCGGCCGAGGCUGCGGCGUCGGACACACGCUCAGGGACACACAGCCCUCAUCUAUCCCGUCCCUGUCGAGCGCUCCCAGCCCCAGCCCUACCCCGCUCCGGCCUAUGGGCGGCGGGCGCUCCAGCAACGCCGCUCGCCAUUGGUGCAGGCCGGCCCAAGACGGCUGCGCGGCGGGGCGUGGGGCGGUGCUCCCGCCAUGUUGGGGCUGCUGUCCGCUCGCCAGCUUGGGUUGGACGAUCCCGCGCGGCUGCGCCGGGCCGAGCGCACCCGCAGGGUUCUAAGUCUGGAAUUAAAUAAAGAUAGAGAUGUGGAAAGAAUACAUGAGAGUGGUAUCAACACACUUGAUAUUGAGCCUGUUGAGGGAAGAUACAUGUUAUCUGGUGAAUCAGAUGGUGUUAUUGUACUUUAUGACCUUGAAAACUUGACCAGAAAACCAAGUUACACCUGUAAAGCACUUUUCUCUGUGGGAAGGAGCCAUCCUGAUGUACAUAAAUUCAGUGUGGAGACAGUCCAGUGGUAUCCUCGUGACACUGGCAUGUUUACAUCCAGCUCAUUUGAUAAAACCUUAAAAAUAUGGGAUACAAACACUUUACAACCUGCAGAUAUAUUUCACUUUGAGGGAACAGUCUAUAGCCAUCACAUGUCUCCAGUUGCUACACAGCAUUGUUUAAUAGCAGUUGGUACCAAAAGCCCCAAAGUACAGCUCUGUGACUUGAAGUCUGGAUCCAGUUCUCACAUACUGCAGGGUCACAGGCAAGAAGUAUUGGCAGUGUCUUGGUCCCCACGUCACGAAUAUGUUUUGGCAACAGGAAGUGCUGAUGGUAGAGUAAAACUAUGGGAUGUGAGGAGAGCUUCUGGGUGUCUGAGUACACUUGAUCAGCACAAUGGGGAAAAGUCCAAGGCGUCUUCUGAGGCAGCAAAUACUGCUCACAAUGGGAGAGUUAAUGGUAUAUGCUAUACCAGUGAUGGACUUCAUCUGCUAACCAUUGGUACAGAUGAUCGGAUGAGACUCUGGAACAGCUCCACUGGAGAAAACACAUUAGUGAACUAUGGGAAAGUCUGUAAUGAAAGUUGGAAAGGACUCAAAUUUACCAUCUCUUGUGGCUGUAAUCCAGAGUUUGCCUUUAUACCAUAUGGAAGUACCAUUGCUGUUUAUACAAUUUUCACAGGCGAAUUGAUAACUGUGCUUAGAGGGCAUUAUAGUACUGUCAACUGCUGUGUAUUUCAACCUCAUUUUCAGGAACUUUAUAGUGGUAGCAAAGACUGCAAUAUCCUUGCAUGGAUACCAGCUCCACGAGAGCCAGUUCUUGAUGAUAUUUCUGAAAAGUCUCUGCCUCAACAACAUUUAAAUCCAGCAUAUGAAGAUGCAUGGAGCAGCAGUGAUGAUGAAGGCUGAAUUUAAAUUAUGUGCUGAUACAAAAUCGACUGCAUUCACAGACUUUAUCUACAGAAUUGGAUAUUGUUGGAUUUAUCACGACUGGAUUUUUGGUACAGUUCUGUUAGAGCAAUGUCUUCCAGAAAUAAGUUUCCACUGUUCUCUGUGGUUUUUUGUCACUGUUAGAGUUAAAUCUAAAGGAUUACUUUUUCAUGCUGACUUUUGUACUUACCUUUACACAUUGGUAUACUUUAUUCAGUGUUUAACAGCUGAUAAAGAAAAAAUAAAAGCCCUUCAGACCAGUCAAUAUUA
Chiroxiphia lanceolata (lance-tailed manakin) is the source of this 1790-nucleotide messenger RNA. It is a transcript of the gene ERCC8, whose product is annotated as ERCC excision repair 8, CSA ubiquitin ligase complex subunit. NCBI's taxonomy places the organism in Eukaryota, Metazoa, Chordata, Aves, Passeriformes, Pipridae. Gene Ontology annotation, cellular component: Cul4A-RING E3 ubiquitin ligase complex; nucleotide-excision repair complex. The transcript has 12 exons. The record is from RefSeq and is a predicted model, not a curated record. Gene Ontology annotation, molecular function: protein binding. Gene Ontology annotation, biological process: proteasome-mediated ubiquitin-dependent protein catabolic process; protein polyubiquitination; transcription-coupled nucleotide-excision repair. Bases 300 to 1499 code for a protein of 399 amino acids.